AUGAGUGAAGACGUAUCAGCUUUCUUGGCUAGCAAAAAAGAGGAGGAUCCGGCCGAAGAAGUGGAGAAUCCUGAAGAAGAAGUCAAAGGAGACUGGAAAGCUGUGGACUUGCCUGAAGUGGAAGUUGUCACUGGAGAAGAGAACACAGACUGUAUCUUCAAAACCCGAGCCAAACUAUACAGAUGGGCUGAAGAACAAUGGAAAGAAAGAGGCACAGGCGAUGUUAAGCUGAAUCGUAAUAGAGAAACAAGAAGGAUCAGCUUCGUAAUGAGACAGGAUAACACUAAAAAAGUGGUUGCGAAUUUUAUAUUAGAAGAAGAUCCCCUAUGUAAUCUCGUGCAGCAUGCUGGAAGUGACAGAGCUUGGUUGUGGAUUGCCCACGAUUUCAGUGAAGGAGAAAGACAAAGGACAAAAUUCGCUAUGAGACUUGGAACACCUGAAAAAUCACAGGAGUUUAAGAAAGCUUUUGAUGAUGCAAAACAUUUCAACCAUUGUGUGAGAAACAGCUUGGAGUGUGUGGAAGCACCAGCUAUAGUGGAAGAAGUGACUAAUUAA
Blepharisma stoltei is the source of this 555-nucleotide messenger RNA. Lineage: Eukaryota; Ciliophora; Heterotrichea; Heterotrichida; Blepharismidae. The record is from the annotation of a GenBank genome assembly.